Molecule: messenger RNA, 1083 nt
Organism: Belonocnema kinseyi
Lineage: Eukaryota; Metazoa; Arthropoda; Insecta; Hymenoptera; Cynipidae
Product: gamma-glutamylcyclotransferase-like
Exons: 5
Coding region: 306-836 (176 amino acids)
Molecular function (GO): gamma-glutamylcyclotransferase activity
Source: RefSeq, a predicted model, not a curated record
AAGCAGAAAUUUACUGGAAUUACAAGUGAACAAGUGUUUUAUUACAUGUAUUUAUAAUCCAAACAGAAUUAUUCGAAAUCAUAAAUUAUAUUUUUUUCAAACGCGAAAUAGUAUAAAAAUUCUUGAACAUUGAACUUUCAGUACUCAAAUCAAGUCAAAUUGCACACUUUUAAUAUUUCUUAAUAAAAAUAAUAGCCACAUCGAAGUACAGAGUAUACGGAAGUCGAAUUUUUAAUUUCAAAAACAAAACACACAGUUAGUUCCAGUUGAAGACUAUAAAGUGUCUACAAACUUCAAACUUCAACAUGUCAAACACAUUCUUAUAUUUUUCGUAUGGCAGUAAUUUGUUUUCGAAAAGGAUUCAUAUAAACAAUCCAACGGCAAUCAAGAAAACUACUGCUCAACUAAAGAAUUACAGACUUGAUUUUAACACCUUCUCGAAAAAUUGGAAAGGCGCAAGUGCAACUAUAGUUCCCACAGAAGGUUUCAAUGUUUGGGGUGUCGUUUGGGAAAUAGAUAACAGCAAUCUACCUUGUUUGGAUAAACAAGAAGGUGUUGCAGAUAAUAUCUAUUUUCCUCUGAAAGUUAGUGUCAAAACUCCCGAGGGUCAAAUUUUGGAUUGUCGAUCAUACCAACAGUGCAAUAAUCCUGAGAAACAUAUUAAUCUAAAAUUAUUGCCUGAAGAAAGACAGCCGUCUCCACAAUAUCUAAACGUAAUUCUGAAAGGGGCACGCGAAAACCAUUUGCCCACAGAUUAUAUUCAGUUUCUGGAGAGUAUAUCUCAUAAUGGAUAUAACGGAGAAAUUGAUCAAAGCCUCGCUCCGCAUGGAGUUUGACAUCAACAACCUUCCAGCCUUUCAAGAAACUUCCAACUUUUGGAUUCUUCGUCGCAAAUUCGAGGGCAUGAUCAUCUGACAUGCAUUCCAAUUCUUGUCGAGGAACUCCCAAGAACUUGAGAUCAGUGUUCUUCACCUAUUAAGACAAAGGUGAUAAGUGAUAAAUUUACUGAAGAAAUGACUAAAUAAAUAAUUGACUAAAUAGCAUCAAGAUUAAUAGACAAUAAUCUUGAAUUUAACUAGUAGU